AUGGAAGAUUAUCCUAAUAACCAAAUGCAACCGGAAGAAGCACGGCAAUCUCUACCAGAACCCUCCAGCAAUGCCGUGCCUACUCCGCUUGAAAGCAACAGCGAUUUCUACAAUACACCGUUGACUGGCCAGACCCCUGUUUAUCCUGCAGUAAAUACAGCUUCAGGGCCGGAUGAACAGAUCGAAACACCUCAUGGCCCUGCACCUGCAAUCCCUGGCUUGUCUAUUCAGGACAAUGCCGUCGCAACGAAACCGCUUGAAGAAGAUGACACUCGAAAUAAACCCGAACUUCUAGCCGAGACCCAGAGCACAGAGAAUGUACAGAACGCACACGAUUCUAUGAAUACAACAAGCGGCGCUAUCCAGGCAGCGCAAGUCAUGAAGACCGCCACAGGCACUGAAACCACUGACACAAUGGAGACCGAAGAAACAACAGUAGAUCAGCCUAUGACGACAGAAGAAGAACAUCCGGAAUGGGAGGUGGACUCUUCACCAUAUGAAUCCUCAUCAGAAAGUUCGUCAGAUUCUUCAGAUGAUAGCGACGAAGACGAGGAGGAUUACCCUAUCUUGUCGGCAGAGGAAACCGCCCGGAUUCUCAUGCAGGCAGAAGGUGGCUCAGAUGAUGAAGGUGAUGCAAAGAUGGGUGGUGGAUCUCAUAUACGGACAGCAAACGAACAAGCUGAGGUCGCUCCUCCGAUUCCUGACAUUACGGUGACUCCAGAUAUGAAGAUUGUGCCGCUCGGUUAUUUAGAGACCCUCGUUGAGAACAUUAUACUUAUCAAAGCUACUGUGUCCGGAGACUACCAGGUUCUUGAAAGCAACUCACUUUUGUGUCUUGAGGAUAGAACUGUCAUUGGUGUGGUAGCGGACACGCUGGGACGUGUUGAAGAACCUUUGUAUACGGUCAGAUACCAAGACCCGGCAAAGAUCCAGGAGCUUGGCCUUGCGCCAGGAAAGCAAAUCUACUAUGUCGAGAGCCACUCCGAAUAUGUGUUCACCCAGCCCUUGAAGGGCAUGAAGGGCAGCGACGCUUCUAAUUUCCAUGAUGAGGAAGUCGCAGAAGAUGAAAUUGAAUUUUCAGACGAUGAAGCAGAGGCCGAAUAUAAACGAAGAUUGAAGCAGAAGAAGAAAGAAAAGAGGGACGGUGCACUUGGUGGGAAGCAGAGAAAGGAAAUUCCUGGACCUUCGCCACUUGGCAGAGCUGAGUUGAAUUACGAUGAUGAUGAGGAUCGAGCAGUCCACGAUGGCUACACUCCGCUUGCUCGUCCCAAGAACUACCACGAGAUGAUGGGCCAUCAAGAAGCGCACAUGGAGGCAUCCCCCGCCGCCAACAAUAGAGGCAACUUUCGAGGCAGGGGACGAGGCCGAGGUGGCUUUGAUAGAGGGUCUGGACGUGGCCGAGGCGGUGAUAAUCGUGGAAGAGGCAACCACCACAAUGGUCGUCGACCGGACACGUCCCAAUAUCAGAAUUUCUCAGCACCGCCACAGGCUGCUUUUCCUGCUCAACAAUAUGCUCAGUACCCUUCAUACCCACAACAAGCACAGCAGCAAGUUCAGCCUCAGUUCCCCCAUUUUGGACAAGCACAAGCAGCAGGCAUGCCGCAGUUUCCAUUCCAGAUGCCAUUCCAACAGAACCCAUAUCCAAAUUUGCCGGUAGGAGCUCAUAUUAACCCAGCAUUUUUCGCUGCACUGCAACAACAUCAGCAACCACCACCGCCAACACAGCCUGUCGCCGCGAUGGCAGCACAGCCUCAGCCCGGCUCGUACAACCAAACGGCGUUCAGUCAAGUGCAAGCGCAAUUGGAUAUCUUACGGCAGUUAGCGGGCAAUGGGAGUGUCCCGCCCCGAUGA
Molecule: messenger RNA, 1851 nt
Organism: Talaromyces atroroseus
Lineage: Eukaryota; Fungi; Ascomycota; Eurotiomycetes; Eurotiales; Trichocomaceae
Exons: 1
Coding region: 1-1851 (616 amino acids)
Biological process (GO): ribosome biogenesis; pseudouridine synthesis; box H/ACA snoRNP assembly
Cellular component (GO): sno(s)RNA-containing ribonucleoprotein complex
Molecular function (GO): RNA binding
Source: RefSeq, a predicted model, not a curated record